AUUCUUAAAUCAAAUUAGUUUUUAGUGCUGUGAUAAAUAAAAGUUUAAAAUGAAACUCAUCAUCGUGCUAGUAUUUGUUUUAGGAAUUUGUUCAGGAUCACCACAUUCAAGAAUAAUCUGUGGUCAAAAUGCCAAAAAAAAUUCGGCGCCAUACAUGGCAUCGGUUCAACUUUUAGAUAAAAUUGAUGGAGUCGAAAAAUUGUUUCAUUUUUGCGGAGGAGCAAUAGUUAAUGAUAGAUGGAUUUUGACUGCUGCACAUUGUUUGAGAGGCAAAGACCACCUCCUGGACAAACUGUUCAUUGCAGUCGGCCUGACAAAUUUAGGUGAAGGAGGCACCGUGUAUCCUGUAGAAAAAGGCAUCAUGCACGAAGAAUAUGAACAUUAUGACAUAGUCAACGAUAUUGCACUAAUCAAAGUCAAAUCUCCGAUAGAAUUCAAUGAAAAAGUAACGACUGUAAAAUUAGGUGAGGAUUAUGUUGGCGGAGACGUCCAACUUCGAUUGACAGGAUGGGGAGUUACGACAAAUGAGGGAAUCGGAAGCCCGAGUCAAAAAUUACAGGUCAUGACAGCCAAAUCACUAACUUAUGAGGAUUGCAAAAACGCAAUUUAUAAAAAGACUUUCGAAAGCCAAAUUUGUGCACAGGCUAAAAAAGGAACCGGAUCUUGUAAGGGUGAUUCUGGUGGUCCAUUAGUCCGAGGAAACAAUACCCUGGUCGGUUUAGUAUCCUGGGGUAUGCAACCUUGUGGAAGUGGCUAUUUUCCUGAUGUCUACACAAGAAUAACAUCGUUUUUGGAUUGGAUUAACACGACAAUGUCAGAAAAUUAAAUAGAAAAAAGUAUUAAAAUAGUAGUUAGAAUAUUUUGCGAAUACUAUAAAAGUAUUGAAAUAACGAAUAUUUGUAUUGUAUAUAGGGCUGGUACCUAAAGACAUUAUUAUUUGUUAAAACUGAUAUUUAUUUUUAUGACAAAUUUCUAUAUUUAUAAUAUUAUUUUAUAUAUAUUUAAUUGUAUUUUAAAUAUGGACUGGUUCAUCCAAUGUUAUAAAUUAAAAUUAUAAAAAUACAUCUACUAUUUUAUACUAAUU
Molecule: messenger RNA, 1084 nt
Organism: Ctenocephalides felis (cat flea)
Lineage: Eukaryota; Metazoa; Arthropoda; Insecta; Siphonaptera; Pulicidae
Product: chymotrypsin-1-like
Exons: 5
Coding region: 50-826 (258 amino acids)
Biological process (GO): proteolysis
Molecular function (GO): serine-type endopeptidase activity
Source: RefSeq, a predicted model, not a curated record